GCUCAAGCUGUGGCUCUGACGGUAGCUCAGGCCUUCACUAUAGCGUUUGAACUCUGGCAGGUGGCCAAAGAAGAGAAAGGGAAACGGGCGAAGUCUGGUUCAGCCGGAGAGGCCAGCAGCAGCUCCCACUCAGAAAGAUCCAACAGCCUGGGGAGCCUGAAGGGGACAGAUGUGGCCACAGACAACCUGUUGGACUUUGAGGACAGUGUGCAUGUGACGGUGGAGACCAAUGGGAAUAUAGAGGAGGAUCAGCUGGAUAACCACCGGCCCUCUGAGACCAACAACAACCCCAAGUUGGAACUAGAAGAUGGUUUGGAUGAAGCUUUUUCCAACCGUGCUCUGGAUAGCUAUGGUUCAUGUCCAGGUAAAGUUGAGCUGUUACAAGCCUUACCUAGUGAAGUAGUGCUAAUUACUAACCUACCUGUAACCCAUUUCAUUCAAUCACACACAAACCAAAUAUCCUAGUAAUGUUAGCAAUAGCUUCCUGUGUCAUUUGUUUCCUUUGUGAUAAAAUAUUAGCUUAGUUUGAAUAUAAAGUCAUUUCCUUGUCCCUUUCCAUCUCAUUUCACCAACAAUUGCGCUUCUAUCCUGACAACCAUCUUAAAAGUCUGUUUGUGUUUCUGAAAUGUUACUCCACUAAAAACACAAGGUAUUGUAUGCUGUUUUGUGAAAGUAUGGCAGUAUCAAACAUUUCAUCCCACGAUUCGAGGACUGAACUGAACGUCUUGGAGUAAUCCUGUUGACCUCCAGAAAGAUUUAGCAUAUAUUAUUAUCCCAGAACAGAUAGACGGUGUGCAGCCAAACCUAGGUAUCUUAAUUAAGAGAAAUCUAGGCUUUAGUGGCACAAUAUGUCUUGGAAGCUGCUCUGGAGGAAGUAUUCGAAUCACAACUUGGUCCAAGCUUUAAGCGGAGGAACAGCAGCUAUUGUAGCUUAGUGAGAUCAGGGCUGAAGUAAAAAUAAAAAGUGGUAACUAAAUUCAAUCAUACCAACACAUGCUGUUAUUUGGAAAGCUUAUUAACGAGCUUAAGUUAUUUCAUUUAUUUGUAUUUAGACUUUAACAGAGAUGAAACCAUGUCGUUGUUUUGCAAGUCACACAU
Molecule: messenger RNA, 1098 nt
Organism: Notothenia coriiceps (black rockcod)
Lineage: Eukaryota; Metazoa; Chordata; Actinopteri; Perciformes; Nototheniidae
Product: low density lipoprotein receptor adapter protein 1-B-like
Exons: 5
Source: RefSeq, a predicted model, not a curated record